AUGGCGACAACCGUCUACAACCUUCCUCUACAGGGAAAAAUUGCUCUCGUGACAGGCGCGUCUAGAGGUAUUGGCGAAGGCAUUGCACUGGAACUUGCAAACCGAGGCGCUUCAGUGGUACUAGCCUAUGCAUCGCCAAGAAGCGAGGAGAAAAUCAGCAACCUCACGGCAAAGAUCGGGGCAUUGUCACACAAGCCCGCUGUGCACGCGGUGCGAGCAGAUCUGGGCAGCGUCGAGGGCCCAGGAGAUAUCAUUGCCAACCUCUUGCAAUGGACGGACAACAAACUGCACCUUGAUAUCCUGGUUAACAAUGCAGGCGUAGAGCGCGUAAAGUCCCUAUCCGAAAUACAGGUUGAGGACUAUAACGCCGUCUACGACCUCAAUGUGCGGGGUAUCAUUCUGCUUACUCAAGCAGUCCUGCCGUAUCUAAACCCAAAAGCUCGCAUCAUCAAUCUCAGCUCUGUCGGUUCGCGCGCGGGUUUCAAAAAUCUGAGCCUUUAUAGCUCUUCCAAGGCCGCCCUCGAAGGUCUCACGCGGUGCUGGGCGGCGGAGCUUGGAGGCAACGGCACGACAGUUAAUUGUGUCAACCCUGGUCCUGUUCAGAGCGAAAUGCUGGAUAACAUUCCCAAAGAAAUAGUCGAGAUGCAGAAAGCACAGACACCAAUCCAGAAUCGUCUAGGCACCGUCGAGGAGAUCGCAGAUAUAGUGGCGGGACUUGCUGGUAAAGAUGGAGCAUGGAUCACAGGACAAGCCAUAAGUGCUAGUGGUGGCUCGGCUAUGUAUUAA
Messenger RNA from Truncatella angustata, 786 nucleotides. Its product is annotated as dehydrogenase. NCBI's taxonomy places the organism in Eukaryota, Fungi, Ascomycota, Sordariomycetes, Amphisphaeriales, Sporocadaceae. The record is from RefSeq and is a predicted model, not a curated record. The transcript is spliced from 3 exons. Bases 1 to 786 code for a protein of 261 amino acids. Gene Ontology annotation, molecular function: oxidoreductase activity.